This is a messenger RNA of Owenia fusiformis, 404 nucleotides long. The record is from the annotation of a GenBank genome assembly. Lineage: Eukaryota; Metazoa; Annelida; Polychaeta; Sabellida; Oweniidae.
AGAAGACACAUCACCAAUCUGGCUACAGAAAGUCGCUCACAGUAUUGUGCCGCAGACCUUUAACGUUGGGAGAAAACUAGGAAUAAGUGAUGAGGACAUGGACAUCUUAAAGCUCGACCUAAAGGGACAUUCUGAGGAAAUAUCAUACCAAAUUUUAAGAAAGUGGUAUUCAGGUUUCAAGGGCUUCAAUCCCAAAGUCAUACUUCAUGAUGUCCUUGUCGAAUGCAGUUUAAGUGAAGUAGCAGAGCGACACUUAGGCCAGAAAACUAUAGGUAACAGUGGGCUCAAUUUGCAAAAUAGAAAAUGAUUUUUACAUUUUUAUAUCUUUUUACCAAGUACUUUAUUUUUAUUAUCCAUCUUCGAUUGAAACAAUUGGCUACUUCUGGAAACAGAAUAAAACAAAC